Messenger RNA from Aspergillus ibericus CBS 121593, 2158 nucleotides. RefSeq names its product acid phosphatase DET1. The coding region runs from base 193 to 2058 and encodes 621 amino acids. The transcript has 2 exons. The record is from RefSeq and is a predicted model, not a curated record. Gene Ontology annotation, molecular function: phosphatase activity. Lineage: Eukaryota; Fungi; Ascomycota; Eurotiomycetes; Eurotiales; Aspergillaceae.
CCUGCCUCUGGGUCCUGCUCGUCGAGCAUUUUCAUCUCUCGACGACAUACCCUUUAUCCAGACAACGUGGUUCGCACGGUGGAUCUGUCUUUCUGCGCCUUAGCAUUGUUGUCCGAUCUAGUGCUUGUACUUUCCCCUCAACCCCACUCCAACCCAAAUACGUCCGUUGUACUACUGCAUGCAACAGUAAUCAUGGGCAAACCGCGGAUGAUCAUCUUGAUCCGCCAUGCCCAGUCUGAAGGAAAUAAGAACCGCGAAAUUCACCAGACCAUCCCCGACCACCGCGUCAACCUCACGCCCGAAGGACACCGUCAGGCACAGGAAGCGGGCUCUCAGCUAAGGGCGCUUCUACGACCCGAUGACACUAUCCAUUUCUUCACCUCUCCGUACCGUCGUACGCGGGAGACCACCGAGGGGAUUCUCCAGUCCCUGACCUCAGACUCCCCGGCCCCGUCCCCAUUCCCGAGACAUACAAUCAAGGUCUACGAAGAACCCCGGCUGCGAGAGCAAGAUUUUGGCAACUUCCAGCCAUGUUCCGCCGAGAUGGAGCGAAUGUGGCUCGAGAGGGCAGACUACGGCCACUUCUUCUACCGAAUCCCCAACGGGGAAUCUGCCGCCGAUGCCUAUGACCGCGUUAGUGGGUUUAACGAGUCGCUGUGGCGUCUGUUUGGAGAGGAUGACUUUGCCAGUGUUUGUGUACUCGUCACGCAUGGAUUGAUGACCCGGGUGUUCCUCAUGAAAUGGUACCACUGGAGCGUGGAGUACUUUGAAGAUCUCCGGAACAUCAACCACUGUGAAUUCGUCAUUAUGAAACUGAAUCCGGAUAACGGAAAAUACGUCCUUCAGAACCAGCUACGCACAUGGUCUGACCUGCGAAAGGAAAAGGAGAAAGAGCGGCAGCAUGAGCGAGCAGCCAAGGGGCUGGGUCCAGCGCAACCAGCACCGUCGGAGACAUCCGUCCCUAUUCGACGCAAAUGGGGCGGCUGUCCAGAUGGGUGCGAUCACGGCGUUCGAAGACGAAGCUCCCUGCGUGCGCCUCGUGGAAACACAGCAGACCACACAAAACAUCCCCAUGAUUCCCUUUCCAAAAAGCUCACCAACGACGUCGCCCACAAUCACAAUUCUCAAGAGAAACAAAACAACCUACCCCCCGCCUCCACAAAAGUAACAGCGACAACCACCCAGGUUGACCAACAAAUGCUUCGAGCUCCAGAGCCUGCUCUAGGAGACCGCUCAAUCGAUGCACGGCCUUUGGAUAGAACCGUGCCCUCCCCAGCUCCGCAGUAUGAAUUUCAAGGCGUCCAGCUAGAGGCCACCUCCCAUUUCGCCCAGACAACACCCGACACAUCCAACAGCAGAACCAAUGUCCCACACCGACAUCUCCCAACCUCAACCCCAAACCCAAGUGCGGUUCCCCGCCGUCCCGGCCUCGCGCAUCUUCACCGCGACAGCGAAGACCACCUCCUUCAUCCCCCACACUACAACUACGCCUAUAUCCACCUCGCCGGCCGGGACGGUGGCGGUUCCCUCAGCGGUGCGAACAGCCUCGCCCCAUCCGAAGACGAGCGUGACGAAAAAUCUCACCCCAACACACACAUCUACACUCAUAGCCAUACACAAGCGCGCACCCGGCCCAGAUCCACCUCCACCUCCCACCAGCCCCGACCAUCCCAAGAUCUAGACAAUGACGGCGAUGACGAAAGCAGCAGCAAGCAGGGAGCACGACUCCGACGCACCCGAUCCCACAACCACCAUCGCCAUCUCCCGGGGCCGGGACGCCGAACCCUCACCAAGCGCGUGGCCAACGUUCUCACCAACCAGGACGGAUCAGAUGAACCUAUCCCGACUGACCCAUCAGCUCCGAAAGCAGAGAACAAAUCCGGCCAAGUGGACGAAUACGAUCCGGCCCAUGACCAUGAAGACGAUCAAUAUGAUGACGAUCAUGAUCAUAACGAUACAUGCGAACACCACCAUCACGACGAGGACUACAACGAAGACGACGACACUCUCGAAGCCGAAAGACGUCAUGACCAAAGCAUCAGAGGAAGUGUAUACUAGACAAGCCGCAGGCGGUCAUUCCUCCUCCAAAGUACAAAAGAAAAACAAUCAGACAGAUACCAGAAGGAUACACAAAUAGGGCUAAUUUACUUGAAUAAUG